AUGCGCCCUCUCUCCCCCGUCCUCGCCUCCCUGGCGAACGUCUUCCGCAUCCCGCUCUCCCAGAUCCCCUCCCGCCCAGCCCUCUCCCGGCUCAGCCCCGAGACCCUCACAUCGAGACCCGUCCUCUCCGCCCUCCAACACUCACCAGCCGCAGCCCCGGCCGCAUCGCGCCCCUUCUCGACGACAAGCGCCCUGCUGAAAAGGAAAGGAAACGCGCCCCGCGGGGACCGCAGAAUCACUCUCAUCCGCUACUUCCUCUGGCACCCGCUCACGCCCCGUCCCCUCCGGUUCUCCCGAACCCGCUACCUGCGCCACUGGACCAUCCACCGUGCUUGGCAGCUGUACCAGGCGCAGCAGCGCCGUGAGAAGCAGCUCGAGCUGCAGCGGCAGUGGCAGGCGAUGAACGCGGCGUGUGAGGAGCUCCGCACCGGUGCCGGCGACGGGGGCAAGCUGUUCCGGAUCUCGAUGAAUAAGCGCGGCGUGUUCAGGGAUCUGUUCCCCAUUGAGUAUGGGCGGAUGCAGACCGAGAGUCCGAGUAAGGAGGGGUGGAAUCAUGAGUGGAAGCGGGUGGAGAGGAAGUAG
This is a messenger RNA of Aspergillus clavatus NRRL 1, 582 nucleotides long. Its product is annotated as mitochondrial 54S ribosomal protein mL40. Bases 1 to 582 code for a protein of 193 amino acids. The record is from RefSeq and is a predicted model, not a curated record. The transcript has 2 exons. Gene Ontology annotation, biological process: mitochondrial translation. Gene Ontology annotation, molecular function: structural constituent of ribosome. NCBI's taxonomy places the organism in Eukaryota, Fungi, Ascomycota, Eurotiomycetes, Eurotiales, Aspergillaceae.